UAUACUGAUUUACGUUCAUGUUUUAAUUUACGUUUUAUUUUUAAAACAGUGCGGAGUGUCUUGUUUUGAAAUAAGCAAAAAGUUCUAGACAUCAAGUUUCAGACAUCAACUUAGACAUCGUUUUAGACAUCAAAAUUCGGACAUUAAGUUUUAGAUAUCAAGUUUUAGGCAUCAAGUUUUGAUCAUUAAGUUUCAAACAUCAAGUUUAAACAUCGUUUGGACAUCAAGUUUUAAACAUCAAGAUUUAAACAUCAAGUUUUAAAAAUCAAGUUUUAAACAUCAAGUUAUAUACAGCUCUACACCAUGACGACGGGAGUGACCCCUGGCCUAGAAGACUGGGGAGAUAUUCUGGUCGUUGGACUUUAUUUCGUCUCCGUCCUUCUGGUGGGAUUCUGGUCACUGUGCCGGCCCAACAGGGAGAGCGUCAAAAGUUAUUUCCUCGCUGGGAGGGACAUGCGCUGGUGGCCGGUCGGAGCCUCGCUGUUCAGCAGCAACAUUGGCAGUGAGCACUUUGUUGGCCUGGCAGGGACAGGGGCGGCGGCAGGGAUAGCCAUGGUGCUGUAUGAGUGGAGUUCGAUGUUGUUGGUGAUACUGCUAGCUUGGGUUUUCUUACCUGUCUACGUAUCAGCCGGGGUUUACACCCUACCUGAGUACAUGUCGAAAAGAUUUGGCGGGACGAGGCUAAGAGUCUACCUCAGCUGUCUGUCGUUGGUGUUGUACAUCGUCACAAAGCUUGCUGUCAGUAUCUAUGCUGGAGGUCUGUUCAUCAAACUGGCCCUGGGCUGGGACAUGUACAUCUCUAUCGCUGGUCUUCUGUUGGUCACCGGCCUCUACACAGUCUUAGGUGGCCUGGCUGCAGUAAUUUACACAGACACAUUCCAGACCCUUAUCAUGACGGUUGGCGCCGUCAUCCUGGCUUUUAUAAGUUUCAACAAAAUCGGCGGCUAUAGACAGCUGGAGUACCGGUACAUGAUGGCGGAGCCAGUCAACGACACCAUGGGGUGCGGCAGACCCAGGGAGGACGCCUUCCAUCUGUUCCGUGACCCAGUCAGCUCAGACAACCCCUGGCCCGGGGUCCUCCUGCAGUCCAGCAUAGGGUGUAUGUGGUACUGGUGCUGUGACCAGGUCAUAGUGCAAAGGUCACUGGCCGCCAAGAACUUGAGUCACGCCAAAGCAGGGUCGAUACUAGCCGGGUACCUCAAGCUGACGCCGCUGUUUUUCAUGGUCCUGCCCGGCAUGAUAAGUCGAGCUCUAUACCCAGACGUUGUUGCGUGCACGGACCCAGCUCUGUGUGAGCAGUACUGUGAAAACCCAGUCGGCUGCUCAAACGUCGCCUACCCUAAGCUCGUCCUUGAACUUAUGCCUGUAGGUCUAAAAGGUUUGCUGAUUGCUGUCAUGCUGUCGGCCAUCAUGUCGUCCUUGACCUCCAUAUUUAACUCGGCCGCGACCUUGUUUACCAUGGAUCUAUGGAGAAGAUUUAGGUCAAGGCCGUCGGAACGGGAACUGCUUAUUGUGGGGAGGCUUUUUGUUUUGUUGCUGUGUGGAGUAGCCAUUUUGUGGAUUCCAAUGGUUAGGUCAUCGCAGGGCGGGCAACUCUUCAAUUACAUUCAGGCGGUGCAGGGUUAUCUCGGCACGCCGAUUGGCGCGCUCUUCCUGGCGGCCAUUUUGUGGAAACGAAUGAAUGAAAGAGGUGCUUUCUAUGGAAUACUGAUUGGCCAUGCCUGUGGAAUAUCUCGAAUGGUGAUUGACUUCAUGUAUCCUGCCCCAGGCUGUGGCGAAGAAGACACUCGCCCAGUCAUCCUCAGCGCCGUUCACUACACCUACUUCGGCAGUUUGAGCCUCGUUGUCACCACACUGGCUAUAAUUAUCUUUUCCUUCACGGCGCCUGCGCAAACCGAAGACGAGUUGUACGGCGUCACGUGGUGGACGAGAGUUGACGUCAUCGACAAGUCGUCAGCGGUGGAGUCAUCUAUACCCCAAGAUUCCAGAACCUUCCACGUCUCCGAGCCCGCCCCACAACACAGCAAAUGCGACAGGUUCUUGAACACGGUAUGCGGCGUGCCGUUCUCUAACGCCAAAUCCAGCGAGACGGCAGAAAUAACGGUCAAACAGGCAAAGGCUUUCCUGGCACAAGACCAGACGUCGAGGAACGUUUUGGAUAUUAACGCGGCCAUAGGCCUGGCUGUAAUGGCUUUUCUGAUUGGUUACUUUCAUUAAUCGGAUUUUUGUAAACAUGGUGUCUGUUUGGUGAUUCAUGACACACAUCAAUUUCAGAGGCGUAGCGACCCUUCCCGGCGCCCGGGGGCAAACUUUCAAUUUGGCGUCCCUCCU
Molecule: messenger RNA, 2331 nt
Organism: Physella acuta
Lineage: Eukaryota; Metazoa; Mollusca; Gastropoda; Physidae
Product: sodium/myo-inositol cotransporter 2
Biological process (GO): sodium ion transport; transmembrane transport
Cellular component (GO): plasma membrane
Molecular function (GO): D-glucose:sodium symporter activity
Source: RefSeq, a predicted model, not a curated record